AUGCGUGUGUACCCGCGCUGGCUUCUCGGUACCGCCCGCGUUGGAGGCUCAUGCCUUCCACGGCUUUCGUUUUCAAACCUCCUUCACUUCCUUCCUCGCUGCCCAAUCUCUUCCCUCCUCCCUCACCUUUCCCCCUCCUUCUUAAAGCAUCAGAAUGACACUUGCAAGCACGGGUCGCGGGAAGUGGGUACCGUCGACGCUUCGGGUACGCCUCCGCUCACCGCGGCAUCUCCCGCCCCCGCUCCAGCCAUAGCCAUCUCAGCGGGCUUGAGCUCUUUCAACGUCCCCUUCUUCGGAAGCAGAUACAGCCGCGACGACGAUGACGAUGAUAUCUCGGAGAAGGUUGACGAGAACGGUGCUUCGCCCGCCGAGCACGGGGAGAUCCCGCCAGUCCAGGGAUCUGGGGCCACCACCCCCGUCAAGCAGGCCAAGAUUGUUGUCCCUGUCGACGACGGCGAGAGAACGGAGACGGCGGCCGCGGCCGCGCCGGUGGGGGAAAGGAGCAGCGGCGACGGUGGCAACAAGAGACCACGGACAGACGUUGCGGCCGCGUUCAUCACGAAUACGCGGCAGUGCCGGGCGGUGGCCGUGGGAGAAGCCUGUGUGCUAGUGCAGGCGGCCCGCAUCGCUCUCGGCGGAUGCGAGGGGUGCGUCGGGGCAAGAUCGCCAUUGCAAGAGAUCGCCAUUACCGGGGAAGGCUCGUUCGGCAUCGUGAGCGGUGCCACCCACAGCUUCCUGCCGGGAGAGUUUGCGGUCAAGAGGCUGAAGGAAGUGGGAGGCCCCGUGACCUCUUCAGGAAGCUGGUUCUUGACAUGCCAUCUAACACCGAUAUUGCGCGGCGUUGGGUGUAGGUUAUUCCGGUGGUCGCAGAGAAUGUUCUAG
This is a messenger RNA of Ectocarpus sp. CCAP 1310/34, 882 nucleotides long. The record is from the annotation of a GenBank genome assembly. NCBI's taxonomy places the organism in Eukaryota, Phaeophyceae, Ectocarpales, Ectocarpaceae.